CUGUAAACACGACUGACGCUCAGCUGCGUGGCCGAAGCAUCCUCCAAGAGCCCGAGACCUCUCCAGGUUCCCGUGUUUAUUUCUCGACGGGACCGCUGAAAGGCACUGAAAUAACUGCGGUUCACCUCGACUCUCAUAUGCGGUCUCCGAAACCAAGACGACGGUGCUGCAUCUGUCCUACUAAGUGCCAUGGCUAGAAAGACGGACAUCCCCUCCUCUUACUAUGGUGAGCCACGCAAGUUUGACCCUAGCUUCAGAGGGCCUGUUCAUAACAGGAGCUGCACUGAUGUGGUUUGCUGUGUUAUCUUCAUCAUCGUCAUCCUCGGCUACAUCGCUCUGGGUACCGUGGCCUGGAUCCAUGGCGACCCCAGGAAGGUCGUCUAUCCAACCGACAGCCACGGCCAGUUCUGUGGCCACCAGAACACCCCCAAUGCAAACAAAGCCAUAUUAUUCUACUUCAACAUGUUGAAAUGUGCCAAUCCUGCAGUUUUAAUUAACCUCCAGUGCCCUACCACCCAGCUCUGUGUCUCCAAGUGCCCUGACAGAUUUGCAACUCUCCUGGAUGCAUGGAAUACCAAAAACUGGGACUAUUACAAGCAAUUCUGCAAGCCGGGCUUCGAGAUUGGCAGCAAGUCAGUUGCAGAAGUCAUACGAGAUGAAGACUGCCCGUCUAUGAUUGUGCCAAGCAGACCUUUCCUUCAGCGGUGCUUCCCUGAUUUCAUUACAAGAAAUGGAAUUUUAACUGUAGCCAAUCAGACCAUCUUCAAAGACGGUGACAAUAACCAGAGAAGUGUCAGCGACCUCAAAGAUGCUGCCAACCAAGUAACCGCCAUGCAGCAAGGAGUGGAAAGAGGUAUUGCCAAUCUGCUGAAUGCCAAAGAAGUUGGCAUGAAGAUCUUUGAGGAUUAUGCAAAUUCCUGGGACUGGAUCCUCAUUGGUCUCAUAAUAACCAUGGUGGUCAGUCUGGUCUUUAUCUUGCUGCUGCGCUACACUGCUGGUGUGCUCCUGUGGCUCAUUAUCUUCGGUGUCAUCGCUGUGGUCGGCUACGGUAUCUGGCACUGCUACUGGGAGUACAGUACUCUGAGCGGGAAGCCAGGUGCUAAUGUCACCAUCUCUGAUAUUGGUUUCCACACAGACUUCAGCAUUUACCUUGAGCUCAGCCAAACGUGGCUCAUCUUCAUGAUCUCGCUUUCUGUGAUUGAGGCCAUCGUUGUGAUUAUGCUGAUAUUUCUGAGGAUGAGGCUGCGCAUUGCUAUUGCCUUACUGAAGGAGGGAAGCAAGGCCAUCAGCUACAUCAUGUCCACUCUCUUCUACCCUAUCAUCACCUUUUUCCUUCUGGCCAUCUGCAUCGCAUACUGGGCCGUCACUGCAGUCUUCUUAGCAUCAUCUGGUAAUGCAGUCUACAAGGUCACACCUACUGACGAUAAAUGCAUGUAUGCCAACCACACAUGCAAUCCAAAGACCUUCAGUCAGACCAAUUUUACCAAAGUGUGCCCCGGAUCACAAUGCAUGUUUGCCUUCUACGGUGGGGAGAGCGUCUACCACCGCUAUAUCUUAGUCCUCCAUCUGUUUAACCUGUUCGUGUUCCUCUGGCUGGUCAACUUUACCAUUGCGCUGGGCCAGUGCACGCUGGCUGGAGCGUUCGCGUCCUAUUACUGGGCCCUGAAGAAGCCAAAUGACAUCCCUGCCUGCCCGCUCUACUCAUCUUUUAGCAGAGCCAUACGUUACCACACAGGUUCUCUCGCCUUUGGUUCUCUGAUCCUCGCUGUGGUGCAGAUGAUCCGAAUUGUUCUUGAGUACCUGGAUCACAAACUGAAAGGUUCCCAAAAGGCAAUUGCUCGAUUCCUGCUCUGCUGCCUCAAAUGCUGCUUCUGGUGCCUGGAACAUUUCAUCAAGUUUAUAAACAGAAAUGCAUACAUUAUGAUAGCAAUAUAUGGGAAGAACUUCUGCACCUCCUCCAAGGAUGCUUUCUUCCUCUUGAUGAGGAAUGUUAUUCGGGUGGCUGUCCUGGACAAGGUGACAGACUUUCUGCUCUUCUUGGGAAAACUGCUUAUUUCAGGAAGUGUCGGUGUUCUUGCAUUUUUCUUCUUCACACGUAAAAUACCUGUCAUUCAAGAGGAGGUGCCAUCUCUAAAUUACUACUGGGUCCCCCUUCUGACGGUGAUAUUUGGAUCCUACAUGAUUGCAGAUGGCUUUUUCAACGUCUAUUCGAUGUGCGUGGACACAUUGUUCCUGUGCUUUUUGUGGGAUCUGGAGAUGAACGACGGCUCUCCUAACCGGCCCUUCUACAUGACAAAAGCCUUACGGAGAAUCCUCAACAAGAAGAACGUCAAGACGACGACAUAGAAAAAAGACGAAAGGUGGGGGAAGGAGAAAGACUGAAGAUAAUUUACUAAAGCCUGGUAUAAGCCCGUGUGGCAAUAAGCAAAAGCCAAAUAUAGUAAGUGUACUAUAAUAGACAAAAGAUAAGUAACUCUAAUUAUUAGAUUCACCUACAGGCUCAUAAUUUAUGGCCUUGAUAGUUCGUAUUUAUUUGCUACCUGCAGAAGUCAGGUUAAAAAAAGACAAGAAAAUUAGUCACACACAGUUCUUGUAAAUAUAUUUUUUUAUCUUAUAGUUAUAACUGAAAUAUGGUUUGUUGUAUAUGUUUUAUAGCCACAGUCAUACUACCCAUUAAGUUCCUCCUGGAACAAGUGAUGUAUUUCUUGAUUGAGAUUGUGGUAAACAUUAGCUGUUUUGCUCUUAAUCUCUUGUAGUUACCAGUUUUCACCACUUGGUGGUGACAGACAUCACCAGAUGUCUCAAUGUACUGUUGUGGAGGUGUGAAUGCACUGCUGAUUGAACUCGUCCUGCCAUGAAAUGGUGAAACGUUGGCUCAUCUGUGUAUUGUGUUAUCACAGUCUUUAACCUCAAAUUGUCUCACAUUGAGAAACAUAUUUGCCACUUAUUGUCCACUGUUUUCAUAUUUAACUGUCAAGAUAUAAUCACAUCGCAGUUCAAAGUGUUUUACUUUUUAAGUGCCUUUUUCUUAGAAUUGCCACUUCAAGUGUCUAAUUGCCUCUUGCAGCUACAUAGUCUACAUUUGAAGAUGCUUUACUGAUUUUGAUCUUUUUAAAGGGAUAAUGAGGAGCCAGUGAUGGAAGUUCUUGUCUUUUUCCAAAUGUUAGUGGUAGGAAUGAAAGGUGAAGUAGAAGGCUGCUCUGUGUUUGGUUAUUUAGAAGAAUGUCACAUAAAAUCAAAGGUUUACUCUCGGCAGCAACCAGUGUGACACAGACCCCUCUACCUGUUAUACACAUGUGCUGUUUCUUAGCUUUUGAACCUGCUGCUGAUAUGGGCACAUGUAUGUGUGAUUCCCAGGGCAAUGCAAUGAAACAGAUCCCAGUAAUUAGAACCAUUACAAUGUCUUUAAUGUGGUAAAUGGCUGCUCUUAAAAUGUUCCCCGAUGUAUCUUAUUAGUAAAGGUUGAAACAGUAUUAAAUCUUUUUCUCACUACGUGCGUCCUCUUGUUAAUCCAAAGCGGGGCUGGUCCUGCAUAGUAUUAUUGCAUUAUUAGGGUAUUAGUCAAAUAGAACAUUGUUUAUUAUAGAGAACGAUUGAUGAUGUUAUGCAUUGGUUGCUUCUUUGAGUUUAAGCACAUCUCAGACAAAGCAACUGACCUCAGGUCAGUUUGCCUGAUUUUUUACAUUACUGCUGAAACAGUUGUGUAGAUUGUGUAGUCCAUUUAAUGUAAUGAGUUAUUCCCAAGUUUAGGUAUCAACAGGUUGUUUGUAAGGUGACGCAGCUGUUGGCAGUUAACACAGUGUGUGUCCUUGUAUUUUAAAGUCUUCAAACGUCUGGUGAGGUCUUCUCUUUCCUAAAUGUAUUCAUGCAUCACUUGGAAUGAUGCUCACGGUUAGAUCUUUGAGAUGUGACUCAUGCUUGUGAAUCUUUGUACUGUGUUUGUCAAACCUGAGAACCUGCCCUCAUGGUGCCUCAGAGUGACAGCACUGCCAGACUUACACACCUUCUGCCCCCGUUUGAGCUGAACACGCCAGGACACGUACACCGUAAGCAUUCAAUAAAAGCAAAACAACGCCGCUUGUGUAUCUGAAAGGAGAUAAAUGAUGCAUGUAGUGCUCAGUGUGGCAUAUUACACAUGUAGCAUGUCGUUAUUCGUUUUUUAUAACUGCUAUACUCAUAGUUGUAUUUUGUAUCUUUAUGUGCAUGUAGCUCAGGUUCAGUUUCUUUCCCAUGAGGGUGAAUACCUGCGAUCUGAUAAGUGAAGUAAAAACUGUUUUUAUAUGCCUUCCCCUCCCUCCUAUGUCUGGAAAUUAGAUUCUUUUGGUCAACCACAGUCAACAAGUAGACACAAGUAAAACUUGUGCGUCAGAUUUCUUACCGCAAACUCUUAAAAGUCAAACUCUGAGCUGAAGAUGAAAUGCUUUAACCUGUUGAUACUUCAAACUGUUUUAUUUAUUGUUGCUCAUUUGUGCAGAAAGCUGACAAUAUAAAUCCCUCUUGUCAUGUAUUUAUUUAUACAGUAAAAGUGCAUGUUUUAUAAGGGAAUAUAUUGUGUAUAGUGUGUUUGUUCAUCAUUCAAAUAUAUAUGUGUUUUUUUACUUCUAUUUUUAUCAAUAAAAUCUUUAUGUACUUACUUUCUA
Molecule: messenger RNA, 4640 nt
Organism: Dicentrarchus labrax (European seabass)
Lineage: Eukaryota; Metazoa; Chordata; Actinopteri; Moronidae
Gene: slc44a5b
Product: solute carrier family 44 member 5b
Exons: 23
Coding region: 190-2346 (718 amino acids)
Biological process (GO): transmembrane transport
Cellular component (GO): membrane
Molecular function (GO): transmembrane transporter activity
Source: RefSeq, a predicted model, not a curated record